AUGGGUGACUAUGGAACGAAAGAAAACGGGUCUGAAUACAGUCGAAGCUAUCCGGAAGGCAUAGAUGUCAUUCGGGAGCGCGAAUACCCCUUGCUGAAAGAUACUACCUACCUUGAUCAUGCCGGGACGACCCUAUAUGCAAAGUCUCUAAUCGACUCGUUUUCGCGUGACCUCACUUCCAACAUCUACGGCAACCCGCAUUCACUGUCCGCGCCCUCCCAACUAUCGACGCAGCGAAUAGACGACACACGUCUACGAGCUCUUCGAUUCUUCAACGCUGACCCCCAAGAAUUCGAUCUCGUCUUUGUGGCCAACGCUACAGCGGCUAUUAAAUUGGUCGCUGAUGCCCUCCGUGAUGCAACGCCCCAAGGGUUCUGGUAUGGAUACCAUGUCGACGCGCACACGAGCUUGGUUGGGGCUCGUGAGCUCGCAGCGCUCGGGAGUCGAUGUUUCAUGUCCGACGAUGAGGUUGAGCGCUGGAUGUCUGGGUUGGAUUCUGCCUCCGCUGAGGGCAACCGGCUGUUUGCGUUUCCUGCGCAGUCCAACAUGAACGGUCGUCGGUUCCCGCUUCAAUGGUGUGGAAAGAUCCGUACCGUGUCUUCCCAGAGGGUCUAUACCAUGCUCGAUGCCGCUUCCCUGGUCUCCACAUCUCCCCUCGAUCUGAGCGACGCGGCAAACGCACCCGAUUUCACGGUUCUCAGUUUCUAUAAGAUCUUCGGAUUUCCGGACCUUGGGGCGUUGAUUGUCCGCAAGAAUGCAGGGCAGGUCUUUGAUAAGCGGAGGUUCUUUGGUGGUGGGACUGUGGAUAUGGUUCUCACGCACGAGACGCCCUGGCAUGCGAAGAAGCAGUCUUCGAUACACGAACGGCUGGAAGAUGGGACUCUGCCAUUCCAUAACAUCAUCGCGCUGGAUCUGGCUUUCGAAACGCACACGCGCCUCUUCGGCUCGAUGAGCAAUGUCUCGUCGCACACGCGCUUCUUGGCCAGGAGAUUACAUGAUCGUAUGGUUGCUUUGCGGCAUCAUAACGGGGAGAGAGUCUGCCAUGUUUAUAAGUCGGCCCACGCGGACUAUAGUGAUUCCUCUUUGCAAGGUCCGAUUCUGGCAUUCAAUCUGCGGAAUAGUCAGGGUACGUGGAUUGGUAAGUCCGAGGUGGAGAGACUGGCAGGCAUCAAGAACAUUCAGAUCAGAUCUGGUACGCUUUGCAACCCUGGAGGCACAGCGGCUAGUCUGGAUUGGAGUGGUGCCGACAUGCUCCGGCAUUUCUCCCAUGGGUUGCGUUGCGGCGAUGAUCAUGAUAUCAUGGACGGGCGACCGACUGGCAUUUUGAGGGCCAGCCUUGGUGCGAUGAGCAGCUUGAAGGACAUCAACACUUUCGUGGCUUUUUUGGAAGAGUUCUUUGUGGAGAAGAGUCUCGAUGUGUGUACUCUGGCACCGCCAGUAGACAACAACCUCAUCCAGCAGCCAGAGUUCUAUGUGGAGAGUCUAUCAAUCUACCCCAUCAAGAGCUGCGCUGCAUUCAAAGUGCCUGACGGUAUACGCUGGGAGAUCCACCCGGAGGGACUGGCAUGGGACAGGGAAUGGUGCUUGAUCCAUCAGGGAACUGGUGUGGCGCUCAACCAGAAGAGAUAUCCGCGCAUGGCGCUGAUACGGCCGGUCAUCGACCUUGCUGGCGGAUUCUUGCGGAUCACUUGCGGCGGCGCAUCCUCUACACAUGGAAAAUCCCUAGAAAUCCCCCUUCAUCGUGGAAACCUGAACCUCGUAACCACCUCGCUAUGUCAGAACUCCUCCGAGCCCUCCACCGUCUGUGGUGAUCAAGUCAUCGUGCAGGCCUAUACAUCGCACGAAGUCUCCUCGUUCUUCUCCAACUUCCUGGGUGUGCCAUGCACCCUCGCGCGCUUCCCCCCGCAGUCGUCGACGACGAGAUCUGCUUCCUCAACCGGCCCGCUCAUCAAUAGAAACUCGCCUUUGCGAGCGCGGACGACAAUGCCCGGCUCCUUUCCGCAAGAUCCCCAGCUGGCGUCGCCGCAGAAUCCCAUCCUCUUGUCCAACGAGAGUCCGAUCCUCCUCAUCUCGCGCUCCUCCGUCAACCGCCUGAACGAGGCGAUCAAGCGCAACAACACCGCGAGCGGCGCCGGCGGCAAUGGCAGCAGCAACAAAAAAGCCGUCGCCGCCGAUGUGUUCCGCGCCAACAUCGUGGUCGCGGAGAGAAUCCCCAGGCCGGCGAACGCCGAGAGGCCUUACGUUGAAGAUGAGUGGCAGAGCGUGCGCAUUGGUGGCCCCGACGGUGUCCCGUUCAAUGUUUUGGGGUCGUGUCAACGGUGCCAGAUGGUAUGCGUGGAUCAGUACACUGGCGUCCGUGGGGAUGAGCCCUAUUCGACGUUAGCGAAGACGCGGAAGGUCGGGAAUAAGAUCUACUUUGGACGGCAUCUUGGGUUGGCUUCGUUGGGGGCCGUGGACGAGGAGGAGGCCUCCGCCGUAUCUCGGAAGGUCAUGGUUGGUGAUACUGUGGAUCCGUCUUUUGGCCCGUGA
Messenger RNA from Aspergillus aculeatus ATCC 16872, 2529 nucleotides. RefSeq names its product putative molybdenum cofactor sulfurase protein (HxB) (gene hxB). Bases 1 to 2529 code for a protein of 842 amino acids. Gene Ontology annotation, molecular function: molybdenum cofactor sulfurtransferase activity; molybdenum ion binding; pyridoxal phosphate binding. The transcript is spliced from 2 exons. The record is from RefSeq and is a predicted model, not a curated record. Gene Ontology annotation, biological process: Mo-molybdopterin cofactor biosynthetic process. NCBI's taxonomy places the organism in Eukaryota, Fungi, Ascomycota, Eurotiomycetes, Eurotiales, Aspergillaceae.